GGGUCACCAUGGAGGGCAGCUUCACCGGGGGUGAUGUGUACCAGAAGCACUUCCUGCCCAGGGACUACCUGGCCACCUACUACAGCUUUGAGGAUGGCCCGUCGCCUGAGACGGAGAUGAUCAAGUUUAACCUCGAGUGUCUCCACAAGACCUUUGGCCCAGGGGGUCUUCGGGGGGACACACUGAUCGACAUUGGCUCAGGCCCCACCAUCUACCAAGUGCUGGCUGCCUGCGAGGCCUUUGCAGACAUCACGCUCUCGGACUUCACGGACCGCAACCGGGAGGAGCUGGAGAAGUGGCUGAGGAAGGAGCCGGGGGCCCAUGACUGGACCUCGGUGCUGAAAUUUGCCUGCGAGCUGGAAGGGAACAGUGGCCGCUGGCAGGAGAAGGCCGAGAAGCUGCGGGCCAGGGUGAAACGUGUGCUCAAGUGCGAUGCCAACCUGAGCAACCCGCUGGCCCCGGUGGUGCUGCCCCCGGCCGACUGCGUGCUCACCCUGCUGGCCAUGGAGUGCGCCUGCUGCAGCCUCGACGCCUACCGUGCUGCGCUGCGCAACCUCGCCUCGCUGCUCAAGCCAGGCGGCCACCUGGUGACCACAGUCACGCUGGACAUCUCGUCCUACGUGGUGGGGAAGUUCAAGUUCUCCUGCGUGUCCAUGAAGAAGGAGGAGGUGGAGCAGGCGGUGCUGGACGCUGGCUUUGACAUCGAGCAGCUCCUGCACAGCCCCCAUAACUAUUCCACCACCACUGCUUCCAACAACGGCGUGUGCUUCAUUGUGGCCCGCAAGAGGUCUGRGCCCUGAGCCAGGAGGGCCAGCACUUGUCCACGUGCUAGGGAGGGACGGGUAGCAUCUAAUGCCCCUGCUUUCAGCACUCAUAUCUUUUCUGAAAGUCUGAGAUUCUAACAUCCUCACUUUAGAGCUCUAUGUUUUCCAACAUCCUGUGUUCUAGGGUCCUGGGAGUGGAAAAUUCCAUUUUUCUAGUAUGCUAAACUAUCUGACUCCCAGGGACUGUAGAGUCUCCCGGACAUGGUUUCUGUCUUUACCCAGGAUGUCAGAGACAAGGAAGCCAAUAGAUAGUGCUAUGUUGUAAAUGCUUCAAAUCCAGCUCUAAAGAGAGAAUAGCACUGAUUAGCAGUGACAGGCAAUUUCUCUGGUGUGAAUGAUCCAACCAUGGUUGAUUUCAAGCAACCAGUGGUUUAACAACUCAUAAAACUCCUAAAGAUUUUGUAAUUGGCUCUCAUGAGCUGAUAUGAAGUGACCUAAACAUACCACUGCCUCUCCUUUGCAGAUUUAGAAAUAAAACUACAGGGUGUCCAGUUAAUUGAAAUUUAGAUGAAUAAAAAUAMUWYUUUUUUUUUUWAAAAAAAAAGAAUAAGUAUGUGCCCCAAAUUGCCCAGUACAUACUUAUCCUAAAUGUAUUUGGGUUGUUUAUCUGRAGUUCAAGUAUAACUGGCUGUCUUCAAGGUCAUCCAGCAACCCAGAUACAGACCUAUUUUUCUGGCUCCAAAGUGAGAAGAGGGGCUGCCCAGGAGCUAGUCUGCUCCCUGCACAGAGGAGCCUUUAUGUGGGUUAGGAAAAGCUCUCCUACAGGUAUUUUCUGGGUUGAAAAGUUGCUCCUUGUCCCACUGGAAGGACUCUGAGAACAAGAUGACACUUCUGGGCAAACAUUUGGAGAAAAAAGCCCCCUCCUUAAGGCCAACAUGGUCCCACCCCUGGAUACCUACCUGCUUCUCUCCUCUCCUGCCACCACCUGCACCUGCGGCAUAUGCUGCAGAGCUGGGUGCAGCAACCCUAAUAUGGUCAGGAUUCUGGCCUCAGCCCUGCUCCACUGAUCUGGGCCUUAUUCCCUCUUUGUGGAGCAGGGGAAAUGGGAUCUCAUCUAAAUAAUCUUCAAGAAAGUUCUAAGAACAGAAAAUCAUUGAUGUGAAAGUACUUUGAGAAGUAAAAGGAUUUGCACAAAUUGACCUAUGGAUAUUAUUUUCCCAAAGGGUUAGAGCUGGAACGGUCUUUCAAAAUUGAUUUUUUGAUGAACAAAAAUAAUACUUUUUUUUAAGAAUAAGUAUGUCUCCCAAAUUUCAUGGAACAUACUUAUCAAAUCCCUGCUUUUCACAAUCCAGGAAGCUAAGGGCAGUGGUUGCCCAGAGACACAGAUAGCUGAUAACAGAGUUGGAAGAAGAACACAGGUGUCCCGACUCCUCGUCCAUUUGGUGCACCAGAUGUCUCUGGACCUGGAAGCACAGGAGUCCCCUUGCCCCAUCUARCACAGGCUUGUUUCAGCACCCAUCCCCCCUCAGCAUCCCUACACUUCCCAGCUUACACUUGCUCCAAGCAACACACAAACCCCAGCUCCUCUCUUCUGACUUGUCUGGAGAGGCACUGCAUAUGUUAGUUUUAGACAUGCUCCUGGUGGAACCAUCAACAGGCAGAGAAGGUAGGGGCCUGGCAGGCAGAGUCCAGGAAUUGCAAAAAUAAGGCCCUGAUAGGGAGUUGUGAGGGAAUAUGAGGUUUCUGCCCAAAGCAGCCAACGAGGGGCUAGUUUCUGCAAUGUGGCCAACAGACAGUUGCCCUGGAGGAGGAUUGCUAAGGAAAGGAAGCACCCCCCUGUGACUUCCUUCGGUGUCAGGACUUCUCAUGGAAAGCCAUCUGGCCUGAACAUGGGCAAAAGACACAGAGAAUCCAAACACAUGCCUCGCUCCCAGGGCAGCUUAGUGUGCAGAGUGGAUUGWCUGCUGUGGGUGAGGUGGUGGGGAAGUGAGUCUUCAGGGGCUUUCGGUCCCGGGCCAGGCUGGAUUGAAUGGCUCUGCUGAGCACCUGCCACAUAGCCACUGCAGAUACUGUGUGCUUUCUACAUGCCUUAAUAAAACAUUUUGUUUCACUUUAA
Messenger RNA from Urocitellus parryii (Arctic ground squirrel), 2880 nucleotides. RefSeq names its product indolethylamine N-methyltransferase (gene Inmt). The record is from RefSeq and is a predicted model, not a curated record. Lineage: Eukaryota; Metazoa; Chordata; Mammalia; Rodentia; Sciuridae. Gene Ontology annotation, cellular component: cytosol. Gene Ontology annotation, molecular function: N-methyltransferase activity; amine N-methyltransferase activity.